AUGCAGAUCGCAGCCUCACAGCAUCCCGCGGCUCAUGGUAGUGGAGGCCGUACUGUGGGUGCCGGCGGCGGUGGGGGAAUGCUGCACAGCACGUCACUGGAGAGCCUUAUUGUGCUCCUCACAACUGCCCGGACCCAGGCACAUGCUCGUUACCUCAGUGCCCACUUCUCCGGUCCAGAGGAGGAGGCACGCCUGACGCAGCGACUGGUGCUUUACUGCAGCGAUCAGUGCCAACCACUGCUGCGGAAGGCGGCGCGCUGCAUCGGCAUACAACACAUCCGAGUUCUGCAGACCGUGUAUUCCCCACACGUCCACAACUACCCGAUGCAGCUGGAAAUGCUGAAGGCGUCACUCGCAGAGGACGUUGCACACGGACUCUACCCCUUGUUGGUGUGUGGCGUAUUUGGGGCCCUCACGACGGCCGCCGUGGAUCCGCUUGAGGAGCUUGCAGAACUCUGCCGCCGAGUGAAAGUGUGGUUUCACAUCGACGCCAGUCACUCUGGCUUGGCACUUGCUGCUGCUGCGCCUGUUGCGAAGGAGGAAUCAGCGCAAAGAAUGGGACCUACACUUGUGGAAGAAAUGGACACCGUGGCUGAGCAAAUGUGGGAGCAACGUACAUUGGCCUUUCAUAAGGCUGCCCUGCUUGCGGACUCCAUUCACGUUGGCAUCUCAACCUCAUUUCUGCCAACACUCUCAGCCAACUCCUCUGCCGCACUGUUGUACGUUGCGGAGACGGCGAAGGUGGCAGUGACGAUGCGGCGGAUGCAUGCCGAGGAUGAGGCAGGUGGAAACAUGUGGUGCACGCCGGGUGUGGUGGAUUCAUUUCCUUUGCGGCUGGAUUGCCCUGAGAUGCGCUCGAGCGAAAUCAUCCGCCUGGCUCUCAUGCUUAUGCCCUGCAACCCUGCGUCGAUGGGUCGUCUUGUGCGGGGUCAUCAGGCUGCCCUGCGCUACUUUGAACAGCGCGUGCGUGCUGAUGGGCGGUUUGACUGUUCCGUGCAUGCCUCUUGCUUUGGUAUGGUGUUGUUCCGUUGGCUUACACUUGCAGAUGAAGAGACGACAGCUCUCAUGAAGCGCUGGAGCGACGUUCUCGCCUCAUCUGACACGAUGGGCGGAAUUGAGGGCGGCGGCUUCCCGCACCGUGUGUCGCUCGGCCUUACGCGGAUACAACGGCGCGUGCACGUCUGCGUUUCUCUUGCCGCGGGCGGUGAUGAUGGAGAGGCGUGCAUGCGUCGGUGUGACGUGGACGCACUGGUGGAUUCGCUGAAGAAAGUUGCCGAUGCGUGGAGCAACGACUCUGCUUCCCUGACGGCAGCGACGACAUCUAAAUUGGUGACGUGA
Messenger RNA from Trypanosoma rangeli, 1338 nucleotides. Its product is annotated as tyrosine decarboxylase. The transcript has a single exon. Gene Ontology annotation, biological process: carboxylic acid metabolic process. NCBI's taxonomy places the organism in Eukaryota, Euglenozoa, Kinetoplastea, Trypanosomatida, Trypanosomatidae. The coding region runs from base 1 to 1338 and encodes 445 amino acids. The record is from RefSeq and is a predicted model, not a curated record. Gene Ontology annotation, molecular function: pyridoxal phosphate binding; carbon-carbon lyase activity.